AUGAAACGAUUGUUUCUUCUACUUUCUUUCAGUGCUCUCAUCUUACUUGAAGCAUACGGUUUCACCGACGAGACUGAUCGACAAGCGUUGCUUGAGUUCAAGUCUCAAGUUUCUGAAGACAAAAGAGUUGUCUUGUCGUCAUGGAAUCACUCAUUCCCUCUUUGUAACUGGAAAGGGGUUACAUGCGGCCGCAAACACAAGAGAGUUACUCGUGUGGACCUCGGAGGAGUGAUAUCACCAUCUGUUGGUAAUCUUUCGUUUCUCAUAUCACUUGAUCUCUCUAAUAACUCUUUUGGUGGAACCAUCCCUCAAGAGGUGCAAAACUUGUUUAGACUUGAAAACUUGGAUCUGGAGUUGAAUUUUCUGGGAGGACGUAUUCCAGUCGGUCUAUUCAAUUGCUCUAGAUUGUUGAAUCUUUACCUAAACCUAAAUUCUCUUGGAGAAAGCGUUCCUUCCGAUAUAGGGUUACUGACAAAGCUUGUUAGCUUAGAUCUAGCUGGAAACAAUCUGAAAGGAAAGCUACCUUCAUCUUUGGGAAACUUGACAUCACUUAGAGAUAUGGGCUUUAACGAUAAUAAUUUAGAAGGAGGAUUGCCAGAUGAUAUAGCUAGAAUGACUAAGAUGGUGCGUCUUAUUAUAUAUGAGAACAAUCUCUCAGGUGAUUUUCCUCCCGCAAUAUACAACUUAUCCUCACUUGAGUUGUUAAAUAUCUUUGGGAAUAGGUUCUCGGGUAGUUUGAGGCAUGAUUUUGGUAAUUCUCUGCCAAACUUUCGAGAGUUAUAUAUGGAAAAUAAUCAUCUCACUGGAGAAAUUCCAACAACACUUUGCAAUAUCUCUAAUCUACAAAUGUUGAAAAUGGGUCAAAACCACUUGACAGGAAGUAUUCCUACGAGUUUUGGGAGAGUAGGAAGUUUACAAAGUUUACUACUUCAUGAUAACUCUUUGGGAAGUUACUCUGCUGGAGAUCUUGAAUUUCUUAGUGGUUUAACUAACUGCACCAAACUAGAUACAUUACUAGUUUAUCACAAUAGGCUUGGGGGUGACUUACCUAUUUCCAUUACCAAUCUAUCCACGAAGCUUAUAACAUUACAACUUGGAGGAAACUACAUUUCCGGAAUGAUUCCUCAUGGCAUUGGGAAUCUCAUAAACCCACAAACACUUAGGAAAGAUACCAUCUUUUGUGGGCAACAUCACUCGAUUGGGUAUAAUAAGUUGAAUGGGACUAUACCUCCAGAAAUUAUGCAACUUUCCCUCCUUACUCUUAGCAUGCCACAUAAUUUAUUGACUGGCACUCUACCAAAGGAAGUUGGAGGACUAGAACAUCUUGUUACACUCUCUGUUGAGCAUAAUAAAUUAUCUUCUAAAGAAGAUUGUGAUCGGGAUGAAUGGAUUCUUCACGAUGAUCUCAUAGUUGGAUUCCCUCUUGCUGAGUGCUUGACAUUGGUUUUGGAUGUGGGACUAAGGUGUUCUGAAGAAUAUCCAACAAACAGGUUGGCAACAAGUGAAGCCACAAAGGAGUUAGUAUCAAUCAGAAAGAGGUUCUUUAAAGCAAGCAGAACAACCAGAGGAAUUGUUCAUGGCGAGCCUAGACACAACUUACCUUUAAAAUGGACAAUGACAGAGCUAAUCAACCAUCAAGAUAUCUUGACAAAGAUUAGAGACGAGAUCGAAUCGGUUUUAGGAGCCACGCGUCGGUUAAUCAAAGAAUCAGAUUUGCAGAAGCUUCCUUACCUGCAAGCAGCUAUCAAGGAGACAUUGAGACUUCAUCCAGUGGGGCCAUUGCUACGCAGAGAGAGCAACAGAGACAUCAAGAUCAAUGGGUACGAUGUAAAAUCGGGGACAAAGAUCUUCGUGAAUGCUUACGGGAUAAUGCGUGAUCCAACCACAUACAAAGAUCCAGACAAGUUUAUACCUGAGAGGUUACUUGUGGUGGAAGAGAACGCGGAGAGAAAGAUGAGUUAUCGUUACCAGCGAUAUAUGUUGGAGUUAAAAGGUCAAGAUAUGAAUCAUACUGCGUUUGGGAGUGAAUUAUAUUUUCAUCCAUUCAGUCAAAAUAAGUGA
Molecule: messenger RNA, 2061 nt
Organism: Thlaspi arvense
Lineage: Eukaryota; Viridiplantae; Streptophyta; Magnoliopsida; Brassicales; Brassicaceae
Source: the annotation of a GenBank genome assembly